UUUUUAAAAUAAUAGUAAACCCAAACACACAUGUCGAAGGCUUUGCUGUCGUUUCAAGAAACUUACAAUACUGCCAAUAAGUUUCCCACAUUUUCCUGAUUUCCUGAUACAUUUGAAAGACACACACUCAACACACACUAUAUAUUACCAUUAUGCUCCACCAUCUCCCUAAUCCUAGCCAGUCUGCUGAUAUUCCUGGUGUGCGUUCCGGCUUUAACUUUGUCAACUGCCGGCGAAAUGCAGAGUUGCUGGCCCAGGGAUACCAGCCACCGAAGGCUGUCCGUACUGGCACAUCCAUUGUGGGUCUAAUCUACCGCGAUGGCGUUAUCCUGGGCGCCGAUACCAGAGCCACUGAAGGCCCCAUUGUCUCCGAUAAGAACUGCUCCAAGAUCCACUAUCUGCAGAACCACAUUUACUGCUGUGGCGCUGGCACUGCUGCUGAUACUGAGAUGAUGACCGUGAUGACCUCCGCGGAGCUGGACAUGCACAGCCUGAACACUGGACGGUCGGUGGUGCCGGUGGUCUGUGCCAGCAUGCUCCUCCGACGCACCCUUUUCCGUUACCAGGGUCACAUCGGUGCCGCCUUAUUGCUGGGCGGCGUGGAUAGAUCGGGGCCACAGAUCUACUGCAUCUAUCCAUGCGGUUCCAAUGACAAAAUACCCUACGUUGCCAUGGGCUCUGGCACUCUGGCGGCCAUGUCUGUGCUGGAGCACGGCUGGCGUCCGGAUUUGGACUAUGAGGAGGGCAAGCAGCUAGUGCGAGAGGCCAUCUCGGCUGGAGUCUUUAACGAUCUGGGCUCCGGAUCGAACAUCGAUCUGUGCGUGAUCACUGCCAAGGGGGCCAAUUACCUACGCACGGAUACGGUGGCCAGCGAAAAGGGUGGACGAGUGGGCAAGUAUGCCAUCAAGCCCAACUCCACGCUGAUCACCUCAAUCUCCGUGAACAGUCUCCUGGUCACCGAGGAGAAGAUCUACUCUCCGUCCCAAAUGAUAGAUGUCCAGCAAUCGGGACCCAGUGGCCUCCAGGUCCAGCUUGAUGAGGAGGAGGGUCUGCCACAGCCAGGAGGAUCCCAGAAUCGGUAAAAGGCUAGCCCUUAAAAUGAAAAUUAACUGUUAGCCAUCUCAUAUAAAAGCUAUUUAAAAAGAUAUUAUCCACUCCCUAAAUGCAUCAAAAAUACUCUGUUAAAGUAAAUGGUAUUUUAUUAUUUA
Molecule: messenger RNA, 1208 nt
Organism: Drosophila serrata
Lineage: Eukaryota; Metazoa; Arthropoda; Insecta; Diptera; Drosophilidae
Gene: Prosbeta2R1
Product: Proteasome beta2 subunit-related 1
Cellular component (GO): cytoplasm; proteasome core complex
Molecular function (GO): threonine-type endopeptidase activity
Source: RefSeq, a predicted model, not a curated record